AAGGAACACGACACGACAUGACAUGAGAGGUUUUUCUUCUCUAGCUUCCAGGGCUUCACCUGCGGUUCUCCGAAACCCAUCUCACAAACCCCACAAUCCCGUUCCCAUCAAACCUCAAAUCCAAGUUCCUACACCAGGUAAGAACAAUACCAACAACAAUAACUCUCUCGUCGAUCACCGCUACAUAACUCGAGUUCUCUCGAGUCACGACUGGGUCGUAUUGCUGACCCACGAGCUUAAAUCCAAGCGGGUCUCCUUAAACCCCCGCUUUGUCGUCAGCGUUUUGCAGAACCAAGAAAACCCUUUACUCCCUUUGAGGUUUUACUUAUGGGUUUCGAGUGUCGACCCCUCUCUGACGAGGAAUCAGUCUGUUCGGAGAGUUUUAGGAAAUGCUUUUUAUAGGAAUGGUCCUGUAGUUUUGUCUGUUGAUUUGGUUAAGGAGAUUAAGAAAUCUGGUUUUAGUGUCAGUGAGGAUCUUCUUUGUGUUUUGAUUGGUAGUUGGGGGAGAUUGGGUUUGGCCAAGUAUUGUGUUGAAGUUUUUGGUCAGAUUUCGUUUUUGGGUCUUUCUCCAAGCACAAGGCUUUAUAAUGCUGUUAUAGAUGCGUUGGUGAAGUCGAAUUCUCUUGACUUGGCUUAUUUGAAGUUCCAACAGAUGACAUCUGAUAAUUGUGUUCCUGAUAGGUUUACUUACAAUAUUCUUAUCCAUGGAGUUUGUAAGGUUGGUGUGGUGGAUGAAGCCCUUAGGCUAGUGAAGCAAAUGGAAAGUGUUGGGUAUUGUCCUAAUGUGUUUACUUAUACUAUACUAAUCGACGGGUUUUGUAACUCGAAGAGGGUUGAGGAGGCUUUUGGGGUUUUGGAGACGAUGAAGGAGAGAAAUGUGAGACCAAAUGAGGCUACUAUAAGGUCAUUGGUUCACGGGGUUUUUCGUUGCGUGUCGCCGAGGAAGGCGGUCGAGUUGCUCUUUAGGUUUGUGGAGAAGGAGUCUCUUUACUCUAGAUCAGCUUGUGACACUAUACUCUUUUGCCUGGCUAAUAAUUCCAUGGCAAGAGAAGCUUCCGAGUUUUUGAGAGAAGCCGGAUUGAAAGGCUAUUUGCCUGACAGUUCAACAUUUAAUAUGGCGAUAACUUGUUUGAUAAAGGAUUUGGAUGCUAACGAGACGCAUGAGAUAUUCGAAAAUUUUGUCGAGCGAGGGGUGAAGCCCGGAUUUAGUACUUAUCUUGCUUUGGUGGAGGCUAUGUAUGAAGGGGGAAGAGUUGAAGUGGGGGAUGAAUUUUUAGAUGAAAUGAUCAAAGAUGGGCUUGUGUCCAAUGUCUACUCUUAUAACAUGGUCAUUGACUGCUUUUGCAGAGCACAAAUGAUAGGAAGGGCGUUCCAGGCUUUUGAGGAAAUGCGGCUCAGAGGCAUUGCCCCUAACCUUGUCACUCUUAACACACUCAUUAAUGGGUAUUGUAAGGUUGGAGAGCUAAGCAGGGCAAGGGAACUGUUGGUGAUGGUCUUAGAGAAUGGAUUUAAACCGGAUAUUUUCACUUUUAGCCCAAUAAUUGACGGCCUUUGUCGACUAAAACAGAUAGAGGAGGCUUUUGCUUGUUUAUCUGAAAUGCUUGAGUGGGGUGUUGCUCCAAAUUCUUGCGUGUAUAACACAUUGAUACGCGCUUUGUGCGUGAUUGGAGAUACGGGUAGAUCAAUGAGACUUCUUAAUAAGAUGCAAGCAGAUGGAAUAAAGCCAGACGCUUCUUCCUUCAAUGUGCUUGUACAAACCUUUUGCAAAAUGAAUAAGGCUGAGAAAGCCGAGAAUCUUUUCCGUUCCAUGUUGAAACUGGACUUGGUUCCUGACAGUUCGGUCUAUAAUGUUCUUAUUCGGGUAUUAUGUAAGUCGGGGAGAUUUGACGAAGCCAAGGAGAUUUUUUUAUCUAUGGAAGCAAAUGGUUGUACUCCUGAAUCUCAUACUUGUAGUUUAAUCUUGGACUCCCUAGUCCGGCAAGCGCGAUUUGAGGAGGCACGGAGUAUAGUAAAGAGUUUCAAUUAUAGGGAACAAUUCGUCUUUGAUGAUUAGGAGGGGACAUUUUUGGUUCGAUAUCUCACGUUCGUGCUGCUUUGGUUAGAGUUUCGCUUGGAAGGCGGAUGGAUUAUGAAAAAAUUGGCUGUUCUUUGGUGAUUGCUUAUGUGAAAUCCGAGGAUAUGAUAGUUAUGUCGCAAGAAAUAAGACUACUCCAACAAGCCUCCCCCAAGAUUUUCACAUUUUCAGGCAGAUAACUCGUUGCAUUGUUUGGAUAUUGAGUUUUUACUCGUGCACAACAAAAUUCAUGUCAAAUCAUGGACUUUAUUCUAAACACAAUGCUUGAAUCUUGCUUUUCUCUUGGUGCGAGGGACAAUGGAUUACUGCUUGUCAGUGUAGGUGACAUUAUAAUUUAUACCAAAGAAAAUGGAAAUUUAGAAAGUAACUUUAGCAUGUGCCAUUAGCUGAGUUAUUCGGCUCAAAUUAGGAGGCAUUUUACUUUUUGUUGGAUAAGAGAUCAAAAUGAACUUGGAAAUGUAAAAAAGCACAAUUUGGCUGAUAUUCAUCUCAACCAGAGGUUAUUAAGUGAGAUUUAUCAGGUGACCAAAAGGAAUUUGGGAUGACACCAUUUUCUGAGAAGUUGAAUUCAUAUGUUGUGAAAUUGCAGCAUCUUCUAUUGUAUUCUAGAAAUGACUUCACAGUGGAAAUACUUGGAAAAUAAUUUCUUAUUUAAUUCAACCACCAAAAGCCUUCUCAACUAUUGACAAACUGUUGUUGCAGUUUCAUAUCACAAAGGGACCAAAAGAAGUUUUGUUUAUGAAACAAACUAACAAAGUAUCGAAUAUUGUUAAAAUCUUCUU
Morus notabilis is the source of this 2856-nucleotide messenger RNA. RefSeq names its product putative pentatricopeptide repeat-containing protein At3g16890, mitochondrial. Gene Ontology annotation, molecular function: protein binding. The transcript has 2 exons. The record is from RefSeq and is a predicted model, not a curated record. Bases 23 to 2053 code for a protein of 676 amino acids. NCBI's taxonomy places the organism in Eukaryota, Viridiplantae, Streptophyta, Magnoliopsida, Rosales, Moraceae.